UGUUUAAGUUGUGCGUUGGUUCUCCCGCUGAUGUGUGCGUCUCUCUGGUGGGCGACAGUCGACGGGCAGAUUCGGUACACCGUAGCAGAGGAGUCCAAAAAGGGCUCGGUCGUGGGGAACCUCGCCAAAGACUUGGGCUUGAGUUUGGCUGACAUAUCGAGCCGUAAAGUGCGGAUCGCCUCCGAGGCUGCUGAGCGCUUCUUCAGCGUGGAUCUGGGGAGAGGAGAGCUGGUGGUGGAGGAGAGGAUAGACAGAGAGGCUGUGUGCGGGCAGAGCGGCAGCUGCGCGCUUCCGCUAGAGGUGAUCGCAGACUCUCCGUGGCAGCUGCACCGGGUGGUCGUGGAAAUUCAGGACAUAAAUGACAACGCCCCGAGUUUCCCCACCAAGGAGAUGGUGCUGAAAGUGGCCGAGCACGCCGUGACUGGAACGCGCUUUCCUCUCGAGAGCGCGCAGGAUCCAGACGUCGGCAGUAAUGCAGUUCGCUCUUACACUUUAAAUAACAACGAAUAUUUUUCUGUCGCUACCAAGACUUUGAAAAAUGGUAGGAAGUUGCCAGAGCUUGUUUUAGCAAAACUUCUCGACAGGGAAAAACAAUCCACUCAUGAAUUGCUGUUAACGGCUGUGGAUGGGGGAAGCCCUGUUAAAUCUGGCACUGCUAAAAUCACAGUGCACGUUCUGGAUAAUAAUGAUAACGCGCCUCAGUUCACCAAACAGACAUAUGAGUCUGCCAUAAGCGAGAACAGCCCACCGGGGACUGUUAUUGUGGAGCUCAAAGCUGUAGAUUUAGAUGAAGGCUCAAAUGGGCAAAUCCGCUAUUUAUUUGGUGAACGUACUGGUGAUGACGUAUUACAUAUUUUCGACUUAAAUUCAGAAACAGGCUUAUUAACACUGAAGGGGUCACUCGAUUAUGAAGAGGUUUCAUCCUAUGAAAUUGAUGUAGUGGCUAAGGAUGGGGGCAGUCCUGAAAUGGAGGGGCAUUGCAGCGUCCAGAUAAAUCUGAUUGACGCCAAUGACAACAGACCAGAGAUCAUUAUUAAAUCCCUGGCUGAUAGAGUACCUGAGGAUUCCCCCAUUGGUACAGUGGUGGGACUAAUAAAUGCUCGGGAUCUGGAUGCAAAUGAAAAUGGAAAGGUCAGCCUACAGGUAAUCAGCAAUACACCAUUUAAGUUAAAGCCUAGCUUUGAAAACCACUAUGAAUUAGCUACGACAGCUCGCCUGGACCGCGAGAAAAAUGUAAAUUAUAAUGUAGAAAUCAGUGCCACAGACUCAGGCGACCCUCCUCUCUCCACUAAGAAAACAGUGGUAAUUAAUGUUCAAGAUGUCAAUGAUAACCCUCCAGUGUUCUCUCAGCCCUCAUACACAGUGUAUGUUGAAGAGAACUUCCCAGCUGGAAGAAUCAUAUGUUCAGUAUCGGCCUCUGAUGCUGACCUGGGUGAGAAUGCGAAGAUCUCUUACUCCAUCUUAGCCUCUAAAGUUCAAGAUGUGUCUGUUUCUUCCUAUGUGUACAUUAACUCAGAUAACGGCAGCAUCUAUAGCAUGUACUCGUUUGACUAUGAGAACUUGAAGGUGUUUCAGAUCCAGGUGCAGGCCAAAGAUCAUGGCUCUCCAUCUCUGAGCAGCAACGCCACAGUUCAUGUGUUCAUCCUGGACCAGAAUGACAACGUCCCUGCUGUUAUCUACCCCUCUGUAGCCUCUAACUAUAAGAUGCCUCGCUCCGCUAAAGCAGGCCACCUGCUUACCAAGGUAACUGCAGUGGAUGCAGACUCAGGCCACAACGCCUGGAUCUCCUACAAGUUGCUGGAGGCUACAGAUGCCUCUCUGUUCAGUGUGAAUACUUACACAGGUGAGGUGAGAACUAAACAUGCAGUUUCAGAGCAUGAUGACUCACCCCAGAGGGUUCUCAUAGAGAUAAAGGAUAAUGGUGAUCCAGUGCGGUCUUCUACCAUCACGCUAAACAUAGUGUUGGAGGACAGCCUCCAUGAACCUGUUUUAGACCUCCAACACAAAGCUCCAGAGCCCAUCAGUAGAAACGACCGCAUCACAUUUUACUUGAUCGUUUCUCUGGCCUCUGUGUCUCUGCUGUCUCUGGUGACAUUCGUCAUCUUAGUGAUGAAGUGUGCAAGAAACAGCAGAGGCAGCUGCCUGAGACGGACUGACUCUGACAGCUACAAAAAUCCCACUCGAAACCUGCAAAUCCAGCUGAACACAGAUGGGCCUAUAAAGUACGUGGAGGUUCUGGGAGGGGAUAUGUUGUCCCAGAGCCAGUCCUUCAGGUCAUGUCUCUCUCCAAUGUCAGAGUUCAGUGAUUUUACCCUCAUUAAGCCCAGCAGCACUUUUGACUUUAAGGACAUGAUCAGCGUGCUGGAUGCGUCUCUACCGGACAGCACCUGGACCUUUGAGAGUCAGCAGGUGAGCUGA
Molecule: messenger RNA, 2418 nt
Organism: Colossoma macropomum (tambaqui)
Lineage: Eukaryota; Metazoa; Chordata; Actinopteri; Characiformes; Serrasalmidae
Product: protocadherin gamma-C5-like
Exons: 1
Coding region: 31-2418 (795 amino acids)
Biological process (GO): homophilic cell-cell adhesion
Cellular component (GO): plasma membrane
Molecular function (GO): calcium ion binding
Source: RefSeq, a predicted model, not a curated record